CAACUUAACAAAAUUGUUGAGAAAUUUUUAUUGAAAAACUUUGGAAAAGGAAAUUGGAAGAAAGUUGCUAGGAGUCAGAGAAAAGUUACACGUUAAAAGGGAGCUCAACUCGACCAAUGCAUGUUUCCUCGUAUUUUCUCCAACAAAGGUACGGUUCAGAAACCGUUAGCGUUAGGGAGUUUGUUUCUACAGUAUUCCUGCCUUCCUUGUACCGUUCCCAUGUUAAAGCUCAAGAAAGACCAAACAUUGCUUAUCGCAAACCAUGAAAGACUCCGCCUUUUAUCUAUUGCUGCAAUUGCAAAUACUCAAGAAACUUCCCUAAAACUCGAAACCCAGAAGCAAAAACCACUAGAAUCUCAUUCUUCACUCCAUGUAGACCCCAAAUAUUUUAUCUCUGCUUUGUUAAACUGCAAAAACAUCUUUCAAAUAAAACAAGUUCAUGCCCAAGUAGUUGCCAAUGGAUUAUUAAAUAAUCUCUUUGUUACAAACAAAGUCCUUUACAUAUAUGUUCAACACAAGGCUUUAGGUGAAGCUUAUGCUUUUUUUGAUGGAAUGAGAGAAAGGGACUCGGUUUCUUGGAGUGUUAUGAUUGGUGGGUUUGCUAAAGCUGGUGACUUUAUUAAUUGUUUUAGAACUUUUAGGCAACUUAUUAGGUGCAGUGUUCAGCCUGAUAAUUAUACUUUGCCUUUUGUUUUAAGGGUCUGUCGGGAUAGGAUGGACUUGUUGAUGGGUAGUUUAGUUCAUGAUGUUGUUUUGAAAUCUGGAUUGUGUUUGGAUCAGUUUGUUUGUGCUGCUCUUGUUGACAUGUAUGCAAAAUGUAGGGUCAUUAGCGAUGCUCGUAGAUUGUUUGAUAAUAUGCCAAACAAAGACCUUGUAACUUGGACUGUUAUGAUAGGUGGAUAUGCUGAGUGUGGGAAUGCUAAAGAAUCGUUGGUUUUGUUUGAAUGGAUGAGAGAGGAAGGUGUUGUUCCGGAUAAGAUUAAUAUGGUAACUGUGGUUAAUGCUUGCGCUAAAUUGGGUGCUAUGCAUAAGGCUAGAUUUGUUCAUGAUUAUAUUUGUAGACUGAAUUUCAGUUUUGAUGUGAUAUUGGGUACUGCAAUGAUUGAUAUGUAUGCAAAGUGUGGGAGUGUUGAUUGCGCAAGGGAAAUCUUUGAUAGGAUGCUAGAGAAGAAUGUAAUUUCAUGGAGUGCAAUGAUUGCUGCUUACGGGUACCAUGGACAGGGCAGAAAAGCACUUGAUUUAUUUCCUAUGAUGUUGAGUAGUGGGAUAACACCAAACAGGAUAACUUUUGUUUCUCUGUUAUAUGCUUGUAGUCAUGCUGGCUUGAUUGACGAGGGUCUUCAGCUUUUUAACGUGAUGUGGGACGAAUAUGCUGUGAGACCAGAUGUGAAGCACUGUACUUGCGUGGUUGAUCUCUUAGGCCGUGCUGGAAGACUUGAUGAGGCCUUGAACUUAAUCGAGAACAUGACAGUUGAGAAAGAUGAAGGACUAUGGGGUGCUUUGCUUGCGGCAUGUAGAAUCCAUAAAAAGGUAGAGUUGGCAGAAAGGGCUGCAAAAUCUCUUCUUGAACUACAGCCCCAGAAUCCUGGGCACUAUGUGUUACUCUCCAAUAUUUAUGCAAAUGCUGGUAGGUGGGAAGAUAUGGCAAAAAUUAGGAAGCUGAUGACUGAAAGGAGUUUCAAAAAGAUUCCUGGUUGGACCUGGAUUGAGGUGGACAACAAGAUUCAUCAAUUUAAUGUUGGGGACAAGUCUCAUCCUCUGUCGAAGGAGAUCUAUGGAUUUCUGAAGAGUAUGAGUGAGAAAUUGGAGUUAGCUGGUUAUGUUCCUGAUACAAAUUUUGUGUUGCAUGAUGUUGAUGAGGAAGUUAAGGCUGGAAUCUUGUAUACACAUAGUGAAAAAUUGGCUAUUGCAUUUGGUCUUAUUGCCACACCUGAGGGAACUCCUCUCAGGAUUACAAAGAAUCUUAGAGUUUGUGGUGACUGCCACACAUUUAUUAAGUUUGUAUCAGCUAUUACAAAGAGGUUGAUUAUCGUCCGAGAUGCAAAUAGAUUUCACCACUUCAAUAAGGGCACCUGUUCAUGUGGGGACUACUGGUAAUUGGCUUACUUGAUAUUGACAGGUGAUAAAUGCUCGUGAGACAGACCUCAAGGUUGACUCUGUCCUCGCUCCAAAUUUCUCCGCUGCUGAUGCAAACUUCUUCACUCAUACUGCCUUCCGUGUCUUGAUUGGGGCUCUGAUCUACCUACAGCUUUUGAGGUUAUGAAAGUCAGAGAGGCUGAAUUUCCGGGCCUAAAUGGUUAGGGCGUUUCUUAUGCUGUGUUGCAGUUCCCUUCAGGCUCCUAAAAUACUGUUCACAGCCAUUCUCAUGCGCUGAGCUUCUUUUUCUUAUCAUAGGCUCUCUUGAAGUGGGCUUUGUUGAUGCAGAGAAUAUGAUACAUUGUCAGACACUUCAUGCAGGAGAUCUGUUUAUCUUCCCUAAAGGGGGUUGUUCACUAUCAAUAUAACCAAGGGCAGGUCUCUGCUUUUGCGAUUUC
This is a messenger RNA of Durio zibethinus, 2534 nucleotides long. The record is from RefSeq and is a predicted model, not a curated record. Lineage: Eukaryota; Viridiplantae; Streptophyta; Magnoliopsida; Malvales; Malvaceae.